GUUGUCAUUAUCCAAAGUCAAAAAGAAUCAUUUCCUGAGUAUGAAAUGCUUUCUGGUAAUCGUAAAUUGCCAAAUAAAAGCGCCCUUAUUAAAUUUAAUGUAUUUCUUGAUGAUAAUAAAAUAAUGCGUGUUGGAGGACGCUUAGUUAAUUCCUUGUUUUGUUUUGAGAAAAAGCACCCUAUUAUUUUACAGUCCACUCAUAAAUUUACAAAAUUACUUUUUGAAUUUGAACAUAUAAGGUUAAUGCAUGCAGGCCCACAAUUGAUGUUGGCUUCUAUUAGAGAUUCGUACUGGCCUAUAGGCGGACGAAAUUUAGCGAGGAGUUGUUAUCGUAAGUGUGUACGUUGCUGUCGCAUAUCAGGUAGAACAGUUAGUCCUAUAAUGGGCAAUUUACCACAGCAGCGUCUCCUUCCAGGCGGUUACCCCUUUCAGUGCACUGGUGUGGACUAUGCUGGUCCCAUCAUGGCUGCUAGUCGGCAAGGUCGCGGAUGUAAGCUGAUAAAAGUGUACAUUGCAAUUUUUGUAUGUUUCACCACUAAAGCUAUCCAUUUGGAGCUGGUGAGUGACUUAACGAGUAAUAAGUAUUUACUAGCAUUAUUUCGAUUUAUUUCGCGACGGGGAAAGCCCGAUGAUAUUUAUUCCGAUAACGGUACCUCAUUCGUAGGGGCCUGCAAUGAACUUUCGAAGUUUCUUAAAACUAAUUGUGAUUCCUUGAGCGAACAAUUAGCUAAUGAUGGUAUCAAAUUCCAUUUUAUCCCUGCGUAUAGCCCUCAUUACGGCGGUCUUUGGGAAGCGGGUGUUAAGUCAACAAAGUUCCACCUUAGGCGAGUGUUGGGAAAUUGUAACCUUACGUUUGAAGAACUUAACACCACAUUAGUCCAGAUUGAGGCAAUAUUAAAUUCACGUCCACUGACGCCUCUGUCUUCCGAUCCAGCAGAUUGCACCCCAUUGACUCCAGGACAUUUUUUGAUAGGCCGGCCUCUUACUUCACUUCCACGGCAUGAUAUCAAGGACCAUUCCACUGCUUCAUUAUCACGUUUCCAACGAAUAGAGCAGCUACGCCAGCAUUUUUGGGCUCGUUGGAGUAAGGAGUUCGUGUCUGAGUUGCAGCACAGAACCAAGUGGCAAAAGGGCAACGAUACACUGAAGCUGGGUGCAUUGGUCGUCGUAAAGGAAGAUCAUCUACCUCCUCUCAAAUGGCGAUUGGGAAGAGUCAUUGCCGUCCAUCCUGGAUCAGAUGGAAUUGUUCGGGUGGCAGAUAUCACCACAUCUGUUGGAGUCAUACGAAGAGCUUUCAAUAGGAUUUGCCCUCUACCCGUCGACGCAGAGUUUGGUUGA
This is a messenger RNA of Amyelois transitella, 1338 nucleotides long. RefSeq lists its product as uncharacterized. Lineage: Eukaryota; Metazoa; Arthropoda; Insecta; Lepidoptera; Pyralidae. The transcript has a single exon. The record is from RefSeq and is a predicted model, not a curated record. Gene Ontology annotation, biological process: DNA integration. Bases 46 to 1338 code for a protein of 430 amino acids. Gene Ontology annotation, molecular function: nucleic acid binding.